Prionailurus viverrinus (fishing cat) is the source of this 3941-nucleotide messenger RNA. It is a transcript of the gene ARHGEF19, whose product is annotated as Rho guanine nucleotide exchange factor 19. The record is from RefSeq and is a predicted model, not a curated record. The transcript is spliced from 15 exons. Gene Ontology annotation, biological process: activation of GTPase activity; regulation of actin cytoskeleton organization. Gene Ontology annotation, molecular function: guanyl-nucleotide exchange factor activity; protein binding. The coding region runs from base 870 to 3542 and encodes 890 amino acids. NCBI's taxonomy places the organism in Eukaryota, Metazoa, Chordata, Mammalia, Carnivora, Felidae.
GGGGCCGCGAUCCCUCAAUCAAUAGGCCUGUCCCGAGGCUCCGGCAGACUCCUUGGCAUGACUUCCUGCCCAGAGAGGACCCGGUCAGCUGGCUUGAUCCCGGGGGCUGGGAGCUGGGACAGGGAAGGACCCCUUCUCUCGCCCCAAGCCGGGGAGCGGGGACAUCUCCCUGCCCUUCUCCUGGGAGGGCCUAGCCUGAUCUGGGUGGUGGCCCGCCUGCCAGUCCGUGACCCUCCCAGCCAGCUUGGCAGGGUGUGGGCACCACUCAGCGUUGAAGGCUGUAACUCUGGGCACGGGAGAGAAGGUUGGGUAACACCAAGGCAAGGACUUCUGGGCCCGUGUGUUUGUGUCUGGAUCCUGGUGUGUGAGUGUGAAUGGAACAGGAGCGAGAGCUCGAGUGGAUACACAAGUAUCUGAUGGGUCGGCAUGUGUGUCUGUGUGUGUGUGUGUGUGAGAGAGAGAGAGAGUCGGUGUGAAUGUAUGUAGUUGGGUAAAAAGUGUGUGAAUGUGAGAGCCUGCGAACGUGAAAUGUCUGAGUGUGUCUGUGAAAGUGUGUAUGUCCGUGCGUGUCCUUGGAAGAAAGCGUGUGUGCAAGUCCAUGGAACAUACGUGUGUUUGUGUGACAGCGUAGGGACCUGUAUGUCUGAGCCUGUGUCAGCGAGAGCUGGAAGUGUGCGAGGUGGUUAAAAGCGCAGCCUCAGAAGCUACGCUGCCUGGCUUUGAAUCCUGGCUUCACCACAUACCAAAGGACCUCUGUGCCUCGCUCUCCUCACCUAUAAAAUGGGGAUGAUAAUAGCAUCAGCUCAGGGUUGUUGUGCAAAUGCAAGAAUAUAUCCAAAGCACUUGGCCCGCCAUUCGGUAAGUGACAAAUGAGUAGGAGCUUCAGUGGGAGCUAUUGCCAUGCAGUUGGGCGUGUGAGUGUGCUGGUACAGAUGUGGGUACACAAGGGUUUGUCCAGGCCUCCAAGACAAAGGUGGCCUGCUGGCCAGCCCUGCAGUUCCGUGUCCGCCUCUGACACCUUUUCCCCUACAGGUCCAGGUGGGUGGCAGAGCAAAGGAGGAAUGGACUGUGGGCCACCUGCCACCCUCCAGUCCCACCUGGCCGGGCCACGUGGCACUGCCCGCCGCCCAGUAGCCGUGUGCCAGCAGGAGAGUCUGUCCUUUGCAGAGUUGCCCACCCUGCAGCCCCCGAGCCCUGUGUGUCUGGAUCUCUUCCCCGUCGGCCCAGAGGAGCUGCAGGCUCCUGGCAGCCGCUGGUCCCUGGGGACCCCUGCUCCUCUCCAAGGGCUGCUAUGGCCACCAUCCCCAGGAGUCUCAGACAGCGAGAUCUCCACCAGUGGGGGAAUGCGGCCCAGCAGGGCUGGCAGCUGGCCACACUGUCCCAGUGCCCAGCCCCCAGCUCUGGAGGGACCCUGGAGUCCCCAGCACCCACAGCCACAGCGCCGGGCCAGCCACGGCUCAGAGAAGAAGUCAGCCUGGCGCAAGAUGCGGGUGUACCAGCGUGAAGAGCUCCCUGGCAGCCCUGAGGCCCAUGCCGUCUUCCUGGAGCCUGGCCAGGCAGCAGAGCAAGCCCUGAGCACAGAGGAGCCUAGGCCCCUGGAGCUGUCUGGGCCCUCCCGGUUAGGCCUGGAGGGGUCUGAGCGGAGGCGCUUCUCGGCCUCUGAACUGAUGACCCGGCUGCACUCUUCCCUGCGCCUGGGGCGGAAUUCAGCAGCCAGGGUGCUGACCCCAGGGUCAGGCACUGGAGCAGCUCGGGAAGGGAAGGCGUCCGGAAGGGAGUCGCGCGGUGUAGAGACGAGGGCGGACGGCACGGCGAUGCCAGCCCCUGUUGAGCUGAGCGGCGGCCAUAGCGGCUGGCCCGAGCCCAGGCUGGACGCGCAGGAAGAGCUGGCUCUGGGUUCCAGGAGCGCCAGCGAGCGGCGCCAGUCCCGGUUUCUCCUUAACACGGUCCUCUACCAGGAAUACAGCGACGUGGCCAGCGCCCGCGAACUGCGGCGGCAGCAGCGCGAGGAGGAGGGCCCGGGGGACGAGGCGGAGGGCGCGGAGGAGGGGCCCGGGCCGCCGCGCGCCAACCUCUCCCCGAGCAGCUCCUUCCGGGCGCAGCGCUCGGCGCGAGGCUCCACCUUCUCGCUGUGGCAGGACAUCCCCGACGUGCGCGGCAGCGGCGUCCUGGCCACGCUGAGCCUGCGCGACUGCAAGCUGCAGGAGGCCAAGUUCGAGCUGAUCACGUCCGAGGCCUCAUACAUCCACAGCCUGUCGGUGGCCGUGGGCCACUUCUUGGGCUCCGCUGAACUGAGCGAAUGUCUAGGGGUGCAGGACAAACAGUGGCUCUUCUCCAAACUGCCUGAGGUCAAGAGCACCAGCGAGAGGUUCCUGCAGGACCUGGAGCAGCGGCUAGAGGCCGAUGUCCUGCGCUUCAGCGUGUGCGACAUCGUGUUGCGCCACUGCCCAGCCUUCCGCCGAGUCUACCUGCCCUACGUCACCAACCAGGCCUACCAGGAGCGCACAUACCAGCGCCUGCUUCUGGAGAAUCCCAAGUUCCCUGGCAUACUGGCUCGCCUGGAGGAGUCUCCCGUAUGCCAGCGUCUGCCCCUCACCUCCUUCCUCAUCCUGCCAUUUCAGAGGAUCACCCGCCUCAAGAUGCUCGUGGAGAACAUCCUGAAGAGGACAGCACAGGGCUCAGAAGAUGAAGAUGUGGCCACCAAAGCCUUCAAUGCGCUCAAGGAGCUGGUGCAAGAGUGCAAUGCCAGUGUGCAGUCCAUGAAGAGGACAGAGGAGCUCAUCCACCUGAGCAAGAAGAUCCACUUUGAGGGCAAGAUCUUCCCACUGAUCUCUCAGGCCCGCUGGCUGGUUCGGCACGGGGAGCUGGUGGAACUGGCACCGCUGCCCGCGGCACCCCCCGCCAAGCUGAAGCUGUCCAGCAAGGCGGUCUACCUGCACCUCUUCAAUGACUGCUUGCUGCUCUCCCGGCGGAAGGAGCUAGGGAAAUUCGCCGUGUUCGUCCAUGCCAAGAUGGCCGAGCUCCAGGUGAAGGAUCUGAGCCUCAAGCUCCAGGGCAUCCCCGGCCACGUGUUCCUCCUGCAGCUCCUCCACGGGCAACAUGCGAAGCACCAGUUCCUGCUGAGGGCCCGGACGGAAAGUGAGAAGCGGCGGUGGAUCUCGGCCAUGAGCCCCUCCAGCUCCCAGGAGGACAAGGAGGUCUUCCGCGAAGGCCAAGACCGCCCCCAGGUUCAGUGUGUCAGGACAUACAAGGCACUGCAGCCAGAUGAGCUGACCCUGGAAAAGACUGACAUCCUGGCAGUGAGGACCCAAACCAGCGACGACCUGGCCCUGGUGUCCCUUCGAUGCCACUCACGGAUGCUGCUCCUGGCCUGUGUGCCUGUAGGCUGGCUGGAGGGGGUCCGCCUGGCAGAUGGUGAGAAGGGGUGGGUGCCCCAGGCCUACGUGGAAGAGAUCAGCAGCCUCAGUGCCCGCCUUCGAAACCUCCGGGAGAAUAAACGGAUCACAAGCGCCACCAGCAAAGUGGGGGAGCCCCCCGUGUGAUGGGCAGCCGCAGCCUGGGACAUCAUGCCCGGCUCCUGGACAGGUCUGGAGGGACCUGUUGUGUCCCGUGCCCCAGGCCAUCGUGGCUGCGCCUUGGCCUGGCAUCGAGAGCAUAGCCUGUCUUCACGUUCCUUAAAGUCCACGCUUUGGGGCCAAUGCCGGUUUCUUCCUCUGGCAUAGGGACUGCACAGGUGACAUAUGGCAAGGACUUGGGGCCCCCUCCCUUCACCCUGCCAGACUCUUAGUCCCUCUGGCAGGGGCCUGGCUCUGGUGCUGUUGGGUGCUGGGACUUGUAUGUAUAUAUGUAUAUAUUAUCUGGGAUCUUCUGGCCACAGCCUGCAUGGGCCCUGGUUGCUGUGGGUUUUCUGUAAAUAAACGCCCAUGAUGCCUUUGCUUGGA